Thamnophis elegans (Western terrestrial garter snake) is the source of this 6514-nucleotide messenger RNA. It is a transcript of the gene PCDH9, whose product is annotated as protocadherin 9. Gene Ontology annotation, molecular function: calcium ion binding. Lineage: Eukaryota; Metazoa; Chordata; Lepidosauria; Squamata; Natricidae. Gene Ontology annotation, cellular component: plasma membrane. Gene Ontology annotation, biological process: homophilic cell-cell adhesion. The transcript is spliced from 4 exons. The record is from RefSeq and is a predicted model, not a curated record. Bases 865 to 4350 code for a protein of 1161 amino acids.
GAGAGAGACGAGCCGGGAGCGCGGAGCCACCGAGCGAGCCAACGACCGGGAGGCACCUUGGACGGGCUUCCUCCGGGGCCGGCGAGGGACGAGGCGGCAAGAGAGGGCAGCGAAGGCGGCUUGGGGGGGCUCUGAACCUCUGGACCCUCCUGGGCGAAGUUGGGUCUCCGGAGAAGGCUGUGGGAGCUCCCGCCGAUGAGCGCGGCAUGGAGAACCGCCGCGGACGGUGGUGGCGAGCCCCGGAGCUGAGAGGCAAAGAGCCCCGGGCUGGCCGGCGGGCGGGCUGGCUGCCUCGAGGGGCUUGAACCGACCCGACCGCCAGAGGACCCCCCCCUAAAAAAACCAACCCCAGGACCAAGCCCCACUCGGAGCAUCUCUCUCUCUCCAGCCAGGCAGGCGAGAAGGAAGGAAGGAAAGAGAAGAAGGAAGGAAGGGAAAAAAGGAGGAUGACGACGCCUAAGCCGGACGGAGCGGGGAUUUUCUUCGCGGGACUUACGGAUUUGCCACCGCCGGGCUCCAUCCUCGGGCUCCGGGAAGCCUCGCCGGCCUUUCCCGGCGCCGCUCGCUGAUUUCUCUCGCUUCGCCGACUCGGGGCUUCCCCGAAUGCGCUGCCGGAGGGCUGGGGAAGAAGCCAACGAAGAAGGAGAAGGAAGAGGAGAAGGAGGAGGAGAACGACGACGGCUGCCCGGCUCCCCGCUUGGCUUCCAGCAGUUGGAAGAGCAGCGGCAAACGGACUGUCGGGAAGUCAGAGCUUUGGAUGUGAUGCAGCCGGCCACGGUUUUCCUUUUGGCAAAGAAGCCAGCCUUCCUUUCUGGACAUCUUGGAACCUUAAAACCCUGAAGAAGGAUCUAUAAACAGAUUAUCAUGGACCUGAGAGAUUUUUACCUGUUGGCUGCUCUGAUUGCCUGCUUGCGACUGGAUUCGGCUGUCGCUCAAGAACUUAUUUACACCAUCCGGGAGGAACUGCCUGAAAACGUGCCCAUUGGGAACAUACCAAAGGAUCUGAACAUUUCUCACAUCAAUGCUGCCACGGGGACCAGCUCUAGCCUGGUCUACCGGCUGGUCUCCAAAGCGGGAGAUGCCCCUUUGGUGAAAGUCUCCAGCACCACGGGGGAGAUCUUCACCACCUCCAACCGCAUCGACCGGGAGAGACUCUGCGCUGGGGCUGCUUACGCGGAAGAGAACGAGUGCUUCUUCGAACUGGAGGUGGUGAUCUUGCCCAAUGAUUUCUUCAGGCUGAUCAAGAUCAAAAUCAUUGUGAAGGACACCAAUGACAAUGCCCCCAUGUUCCCCUCCCCGGUCAUCAACAUCUCCAUCCCUGAAAACACGCUGAUCAACAGCCGCUUCCCCAUCCCUUCCGCCACAGAUCCCGACACGGGUUUCAACGGCGUCCAGCAUUACGAACUUUUGAAUGGGCAAAGCGUCUUUGGGUUGGAUAUUGUGGAAACGCCGGAAGGGGAGAAGUGGCCUCAGUUGAUUGUGCAGCAAAACCUGGACCGGGAGCAGAAAGACACCUAUGUGAUGAAAAUCAAGGUGGAGGAUGGAGGAACACCCCAGAAAUCCAGCACAGCCAUCCUCCAGGUCACAGUAAGUGAUGUCAAUGACAACAGGCCAGUUUUUAAAGAGAGCCAGGUGGAAGUCCACAUACCUGAGAAUGCCCCAGUAGGGACCUCUGUCCUCCAGCUCCAUGCCACUGAUGCAGAUGUGGGCAGCAAUGCAGAAAUCAGAUAUAUUUUUGGGGCCCAGGUUGCUCCAGCAACGAAACGACUCUUUGCUUUAAACAACACCACUGGGCUGAUCACGGUCCAGAGGGCUUUAGAUCGAGAAGAGACUGCCAUCCACAAGGUGACAGUCCUGGCCAGUGACGGUAGCUCAACUCCCGCCCGGGCCACUGUUACCAUCAAUGUGACUGAUGUUAAUGAUAACCCUCCUAAUAUAGACCUCAGGUACAUCAUCAGCCCCAUCAACGGCACCGUGUACUUAUCUGAGAAAGAUCCUAUCAAUACCAAGAUUGCGCUGAUCACCGUCUCAGACAAGGACACGGACGUGAAUGGCAAAGUCAUCUGUUUCAUUGAAAGAGAGGUGCCGUUUCACUUGAAGGCCGUUUAUGACAACCAGUACUUGUUAGAGACCUCUUCCUUGCUGGACUAUGAGGGCACCAAAGAAUUCAGCUUUAAAAUAGUGGCCUCUGACUCAGGCAAGCCCAGUUUGAACCAGACAGCCCUGGUCAGAGUCAAAUUGGAGGAUGAAAAUGACAACCCUCCCAUCUUUAGCCAGCCCGUUAUUGAGCUGUCCGUUUCUGAAAACAACCGGCGGGGUCUCUACCUAACUACUAUUAGCGCCACUGAUGAGGACAGUGGUAAGAACGCAGACAUUGUGUAUCAGCUUGGCCCCAAUGCUUCCUUUUUCGAUCUGGACCGUAAGACGGGGGUCUUGACAGCUUCCCGGGUGUUUGACCGAGAAGAACAGGAGAGGUUCAUUUUUACAGUCACGGCCAGAGACAACGGCACUCCUCCCUUGCAGAGUCAAGCAGCUGUGAUCGUUACUGUGCUCGACGAGAAUGACAACAGUCCAAAAUUCACGCAUAACCAUUUUCAGUUUUUUGUGUCAGAGAACUUACCAAAGUAUAGUACUGUAGGAGUGAUCACAGUGACGGACGCAGAUGCGGGUGAGAAUAAAGCUGUGACGCUCUCCAUCUUGAACGACAAUGAGAAUUUUGUUCUGGAUCCUUUCUCUGGAGUUAUAAAGUCUAACGUGUCUUUUGACCGCGAGCAGCAAAGUUCCUACACCUUUGAUGUCAAGGCUAUCGAUGGAGGGCAGCCACCUUGCUCUUCUACUGCUAAGGUCACCAUCAACGUGAUGGAUGUGAAUGACAACAGCCCCGUGGUCAUCUAUCCCCCUUCCAACACAUCUUUUAAGCUGGUACCUCUCUCCGCUAUCCCGGGAUCGGUGGUAGCGGAAGUGUUUGCUGUUGACAUUGACACGGGAAUGAAUGCCGAGUUGAAAUACACAAUAGUCAGCGGAAACAAUAAAGGCUUGUUCCGUAUUGAUCCCGUGACUGGGAACAUCACCCUGGAAGAGAAGCCCAUCCCGACCGAUGUAGGCUUGCAUAGGUUGGUAGUCAACAUUAGCGAUCUGGGCUACCCUAAAUCCUUGCACACUCUUGUCCUUGUGUUUCUGUACGUCAAUGACACUGCGGGAAAUGCCUCUUAUAUUUAUGACCUGAUCCGCAGGACUAUGGAGACUCCUUUGGAUAGGAAUAUUGGGGACAGCAGCCAGCCCUACCAAAACGAGGACUACCUUACCAUCAUGAUCGCCAUCGUGGCAGGGGCCAUGGUGGUCAUCGUGGUCAUUUUUGUCACCGUGCUGGUCCGUUGUCGCCACGCCUCCAGGUUCAAAGCGGCCCAGAGGAGCAAGCAAGGGGCCGAGUGGAUGUCCCCCAACCAGGAGAACAAGCAGAACAAGAAGAAGAAGCGGAAGAAAAGGAAAUCCCCUAAGAGCUCCCUGUUGAAUUUUGUGACCAUCGAGGAGUCGAAGCCCGAGGAUGCUGUUCACGAACCUAUCAACGGGACCAUUAGCCUUCCAGCUGAGCUGGAGGAGCAGAGUAUAGGACGGUUUGACUGGGGCACUGCACCACCCACCACCUUUAAGCCUAACAGCCCUGAUCUCGCUAAGCAUUACAAAUCUGCCUCUCCUUCGUCUGCUUUCCACCUGAAGCCGGACACGCCCAUCUCGGUGAAAAAGCACCACGUGAUUCAGGAGCUGCCCUUGGACAACACCUUUGUUGGAGGGUGUGACACCCUCUCCAAGCGCUCUUCCACUAGUUCAGACCACUUCAGUGCCUCAGAGUGCAGUUCGCAAGGAGGCUUCAAGACUAAAGGCCCCUUACACACCAGACAGCCGCAGGACGAAUUCUACGACCAGGCCUCCCCGGACAAGAGGACCGAAGCAGAUGGAAACUCAGAUCCCAACUCUGAUGGACCUCUUGGCCCCCGAGGACUGGCCGAAGCUACAGAAAUGUGUACCCAAGAAUGUCUUGUGCUGGGCCAUUCAGACAACUGUUGGAUGCCCCCUACCUUGGGAUCAUACCCCCAGCCCAAGUCUCCACUCUCCACCUUUGCACCUCAGAAGGAAUGGGUGAAGAAAGACAAACUGGUGAAUGGGCAUACGUUGACCAGGUCCUGGAAAGAAGAUAGCAACAGAAACCAGUUCAGUGACCGGAAGCAAUUUGGCUCCGGGGAAGGGCAUUUCAACCCUGGCAAUCACAUGACAGACAUUCCUUUGGCCAACUUGAAGUCCUAUAAACAUGCAACAGGAGCCGUGGAGAAUCCGAAGGAAAACCAGCUAUAAGGAAUGGUUUCUUUGGAGCAGGGACUUUAGCCUAGUUAGACUUGCUAAUACCGUGUGUGUGUGUGUCAGAGCUUUAUGUACUGGGUAGACCUCUAGAACUAUGCGUCACAUAGCUGAGAUAUGCAUAACUGUGGGAUAGCUCCAUUGAACUACAAUGCAACAGCAUUUCUACUAGUUGUGUGGUUUUUUUGUUACAUAGACAUAAUCAAACUCUUACAGAGAUCCUCUCCCGUUGGCAAAUAUCCUGGUUUUUUUCUUUCUUUCUUUUUUCUUUUUCAAUUUAUUGGGGAUAAUGGGGUGGGGCUGUUAAUUAGCUUUUUUUAAAAAAGAUAUUUUUUAUUUUUACCCUGGACUGCUGCUGUAAACAGUAGAAAAAGUAUAUUGGAAGAAUGAGCGAAAAAGAGAAUACGGCGUGUAUGUCUGUGUGAGUGAGUGAGUGAGUGAGUGAGAGAAGGAGAGAGAAAGAGAGAGAAAUGAAUUGCAAUUCUUAGAAAGUAUAUCCAAUUAGAAAAUUGUGUUAUUGUCGCCAUUGAACCUGUGCUGGGACUGCUAUACUUGACAUCUUUACUGAAACAAAACAACUAAAACUGCAAACAUUAAACCUACUGUGCUAUUAACAACGUUAGUGGACACUUGUUAAGUCAAUCAGUGUUCAAGUACUUGUAAAUAGAACAAAUUAUUACUAAUAACUUUUGUGUACUUAUAACGUUCACCUAAAAAUACUGUAGCAUAAUUCUGUGUUUCAUAGUUACUUUUUUUUAUUUUUGUCCCCUACUUUAUUUCAUUCCUUCCUUUUCUUUAAAAGAAAAGAAAAUGUUUGUUUUGGUGAUGGUGUUUCGUGUGAAAUAAUCUGUCUGACACACCAUAUUCCAAGGAACUCAAAACACUUGUGUUAAAUAAACAAAAUAAAACAGAGCAAAUAAAGGGAUCGGGUGGGUGGGAGUUUUGAUUUCACCUUUUUUUUUCUCUAAUAAAAAAAAGAAAAUUCCAUUUGCUAGUUCUAAACUAUAAAUACACUUGAAACAAGGGCUUUGAGAUUUCAACCACAAUUAUGAUGAUUUUUUUCUUCCCCUUAUACUAUUCCUGAUUUGGAAUCGAAAAGGAGCGACGGGGGCCAUCAAUUGUGAUGGCAGCUGGAUGGGUUGACUUUGAUAGCAAAGUUGCAGGGUGUGGGCUGCACACUCACACGGAUGUUGAUCAAAAGCAAUGGAGGGUUAUUUGCUAUGGACACAGUCCAUUAAGAAGGUUGGCUGCGUGAGUCCCAGUGAAAUUAAGGAAAGGUAUUCCAGAACCCAUGUGUCUUCAUGGGGCAUGGGAAGUCAAAUUUCCAAGGUAAUUGUGCCAUGCAGCACCAAUCUCUAGCAGUUGCUUUCUUUACACUUGAGUGAUGUGUGUUUUCUUUUUAAUUUGGGACAGUUCUUAUUGCUGAAAUGGCACCAAUUGUGUUGAUCAUCAUCUGCCUUGAUGUUGUAGUAACACAAGUGUUUUUAGAUCAUAGCCACAAAAAAUAUUUAAUGUGUUGUGCCUUCAUAAUGUAACCAAGCAUUCUCCUGGUAGGCUAGUUGGGGGGAAAAAUGAAAGAGCUAAGUCUCUACUUCUUGCUGUUUAACUGUUUGUUCUCAUCGUUGGUCAAUGCCUGGCAAAUAACCAGUUUCACCGUCACUUGAAAAAGAACCAACAAAGUGACUCUAAUGUAAUAAGAUCUCAGUUGCAUGUCUAACAAAUCCUAACUGACAAUCUUAGGCUUUUUGUUUUCUUAAGGCAUGACAAAAAAAUUUAAACAAAUAGCAUGCAACAUAGGGGAGAAAUCGUCCUUAGAGGGAAAUUAAAAGUAAAAAAUUAUCUUGUGCCACAGUUAAACAUUCGUCUUCAAAUGAACUCAGACAAUAAAAGUUGAAAAUAUCAGUGGUUAAUUUCUUUUUACCAACAACAGCAAUGUCAAAAAAAAAAAAUUAAAACUAACUGAAGUUGUGUUGUAUAUAGCAGUUCUUAUUUUAUUUCCUCCACAGUAUAAGAGCAUAUAAUGGGCUAGGGGUGCAUUGCUUAUUACUACGGUACUUACGUCCGUUUGUGAGGGGUGUUUGAUGACUUUGACUGAAUAAAUAUCUAAACAGUUUUCCUUGUUACUGCUUUGCCAGUUCAACGUUAUUUACAGUUAUUCAGC